Molecule: messenger RNA, 817 nt
Organism: Erigeron canadensis
Lineage: Eukaryota; Viridiplantae; Streptophyta; Magnoliopsida; Asterales; Asteraceae
Product: agamous-like MADS-box protein MADS4
Exons: 8
Coding region: 15-773 (252 amino acids)
Biological process (GO): positive regulation of transcription by RNA polymerase II
Cellular component (GO): nucleus
Molecular function (GO): DNA-binding transcription factor activity, RNA polymerase II-specific; protein dimerization activity; RNA polymerase II cis-regulatory region sequence-specific DNA binding
Source: RefSeq, a predicted model, not a curated record
AAGCAACUAAGAAAAUGGGAAGAGGUAGAGUUGAAUUAAAAAGAAUUGAAAACAAAAUCAACAGACAAGUUACCUUUGCGAAACGACGAAACGGGCUGUUGAAGAAAGCUUACGAGCUUUCGGUUCUUUGUGAUGCUGAAGUUGCUUUGAUCAUCUUCUCUAAUAGAGGAAAGCUUUAUGAAUUUUGUAGUAGCUCAAGCAGCAUGCUGAAGACUCUUGAGAGGUAUCAAAAAUGCAACUAUGGAGCACCUGAGUCAAAUGUGUCUGCAAGGGAGGCACUGGAGCUGAGUAGCCAACAAGAGUAUAUGAAACUUAAGGCGCGUUAUGAAGCGCUACAACGAUCCCAAAGGAAUCUUCUGGGUGAAGAUCUUGGCCCUUUGAGCUGCAAGGAGCUAGAGUCACUCGAAAGGCAACUCGAUACAUCUCUAAAGCAGAUCAGAUCAGCUCGGACUCAAUUCAUGUUGGAUACACUUACAGAUCUCCAAAAGAAGGAGCAUGCUUUAAAUGAAGCAAAUAGAACCUUGAAACAAAGGUUGAUGGAAGGACAUCAAGUAAGUUCGCUCCAUUGGCAUCCACAUGCCCAACAAGAAAUGGGAUAUGAUAGACAACAUGAACAUCAUCAUCAUCAAAAUGAUGAGGCCUUCUUUCAUCAACUCGACUGUGGACCCACUUUACAAAUGGGGUAUCAAACGGAUUCGUUAACAGCUGCUGCAGCAGCAGCAGGAGCAGGACCAAGUUCAAAUAGUUACAAUAUGCAAGGAUGGUUUCAGUAAUCAUAAUAUUAAUAACCCAACAAUAUAUAUGUAUUUGUGGGUCA